UAUCGGUGUCCUAAUUGAUAGAUCUCUUGUAACUAUUGAUCGGUAUAACAAAUUAAGAAUGCAUGAUCUAAUACAAGACAUGGGAAGGGAAGUUGUAAGAGAAGAUUCUCCAUUAGAGCCUGGAAAUCGAAGUAGAAUUUGGCACCCUGAAGAUGUUUAUGAAGUACUUACUCAAAAUACUGGAUCAAGGAAAAUUCAAGGCAUGAUGGUGGACCUCCCAGAUCAUUAUAUGGUACACUUGACAGCAAGCACCUUUAAAAGGAUGAGAAAUAUGAAAAUUUUUAUAGUUAAGAACGCACACAUUUUUGGGAGCCCUCAACAUCUUCCAAACAAUUUAAGAUUGCUUGAUUGGAUGGAAUACCCCUCCUCAUCAUUACCAUCUAAUUUUCGUCCAAAGAAACUUGUUGGACUCAACUUAUCUCGUAGUUGUUUUGCCAUGCAGGAGCCAUUCAGGUAUUUUGAUUCUUUGACAUCUAUGGAUUUGAGCCACUGCGAUCACUUAACAAAACUUCCUGACAUUUCUGGAGUUCCAAAUUUGACAGAAUUAAAUCUUGAUUAUUGUGCAAAUUUAGAAGAGGUUGAUGAUUCUGUUGGAUUUCUUGAUAAACUUGUCGAGUUGAGGGCUUCUGGAUGCACCAAACUAAGGGCAUUUCCACGUGCCAUUAGGUUGCCAUCACUCAAAAGUCUGAUCCUUAUAUGGUGUUCAAGCAUUCAAAGAUUCCCAGAUAUCUUAGGAAAAAUGGACAAUCUCGUAUCCAUUUCUAUUGAAAGUAGUGGCAUAGAAGAAUUACCAGCUUCCAUUGGAAACCUUAUUGGACUUCAGGAACUAUGCAUGACAUCUUGCUUAGGUCUCAAGGAACUACCAGAAAGCCUUGACAUGCUACAAAAUCUAAGAAACCUUAACAUAGAGGGUUGUCCACAACUUCGAAAUUUUUUGAAGAAAUUGAAAGACAUGGGACAGCAUACCCCUACCUUCCAUAAUGUUGAUUCAUUGAAUCUAGAAAAUUGUGGCCUAUUGGAUGAAGAUCUUCCCAUAAUUUUACACUCUUUUCCAAAGUUGACUUCACUAGACCUUUCAGGGAACAAAUUUGAAAUGCUUUCAUCCUGCAUACAGGAGUUUCUUUACUUGCAAUUACUUCACUUAAACAGUUGCAAGUUUCUCCAAGAAAUUCCAACCUUACCUCCCAAUUUACGAUUCAUUGAUGCAAGUAAUUGCACAUCAUUGAAUAGAGAGUCGUCAAGUUCAUUAUUGAGUCAGGAUACCUUUCAGGAAAGGGAGUUACAUGUUAUUGUGCCUGGAGCAAGCAUUCCGACAUGGUUUGAUCUCUGCAGCAAAGAAGAAUAUAUGACAUUUUGGGUUCGUGAGAAAUUUCCAGUGAUUGCCCUAUGUUAUGUUUUUGCAGUAGAGGGUGAAAUGAAGAAGGAGGGUUUCAGUUGCGAAGUUCGCUUUUUCAUUAAUGGUGAAGAAUUGUUUGAAUUGGAAAUACCAACAAGCUUCGCAAAAAUGGUGACAGAUCAUGUUUGGCUAUUUGAUUUGCGAACGCUGCCUCCCUUCCAGGGGAAAGCGUUUGAUUCUUAUUUGGAUGAUAACUGGAAUCAGGUGGAGAUUUCUUGUGAAAAAAUGUCUGAAGUUCCAAGUGUAACUGUGAGUUGGUGUGGGAUACAUGUAAUCCAACAAGAAGAAAAUGCGAUCAGAUUCACAGACCCCUAUUUGGAUUCUGAUUCUGUCACAGAAUCUGAUAACAAAGAGACUGAACUGAAGAAGCUCACUAGUAAUAACAAGUCAGUGGAAGAUUUUCAAGUCUUCAAAGAUAAUUGUCACAAUGUGAAUGAUAACUGGGAAGCCUGUGAGGCAGAGGAUAGCCAAAUGCUUGAAUGCAAGGGAAAUGAGAUAAACAAAACUCAGGAUGAUGAGGAAAUGGAAGCAUUUUAUGCUUCUUUAGAUGCUGAGAUCUUUGUUCCAUUACCUUCAAAAGAUAUCACAUCUAUUUCUGAAUUGAAAACUGAUAUCAAACCAAGUGAAGGAAUCCAAAAAGCAUGGAAGACAUUUCAAGAAUUUCUCACCAAAGAUUUUUCUGAAAUGUUGGAGCCUAAAAAUUAUAGUACCAUGAAAGCUACAUUGGAUUGCCUCUCUGGAUUAUCUGCAGAUGAUGGAGUGUCAAUAGAAAUGAGAUCAGUGAUAAUAGAAGUUUCAAGAGAAUUUACUCAUUGGAGUUGCGAUUAUAGCAAUGCAAGCAAGAAAAUGAAGAUUACCGAAGCCAGCGUGUUGAAAAUGCAUGAAACAACUGAAAGUCUUGAAGCUAACAAGAGCCAUUUCAAGGAGGUGAUGACCAUGAAAAAUGAGCUGCACAGCCAAUUGGCCUAUUUGGAGGAGAGAAAGAAAGAGCUGGAGGAUCAAAUCAACGCCAUUAAAUCUGAUAUCAGGGCUUUCGAAUCAGCUGAGAAAAUGGUUACUAAGAGAAAGAGAGAAAUUUUUGAGGAAGGAAAGCUUCUCCUAGCUCAAAGAGAUGAGUUGAGAGAACAAUUGCCACGCUUGAGAGAUGACUGGGCACUGGCCAAGGAGAUCCACGCAAAUAUCAGUACCGAAUGGUCAAAACUUGGAGAGAAAAUAAACAACAAAAGCGUAUAUAGGUGUUUUUGAGUGAAAUAUGGUCUGUUAUGUAAGAGGAAGUACUAGGAAUAGAAAUAAAUUAUUGAACACAUGAUGUCAAGUUCACUCCAACUUUGAAGAGUAAAUGUAGAAUAUGUUUGUUCAAUGAA
This is a messenger RNA of Neltuma alba, 2760 nucleotides long. Its product is annotated as disease resistance-like protein CSA1. The record is from RefSeq and is a predicted model, not a curated record. Gene Ontology annotation, biological process: defense response. NCBI's taxonomy places the organism in Eukaryota, Viridiplantae, Streptophyta, Magnoliopsida, Fabales, Fabaceae. Bases 59 to 2641 code for a protein of 860 amino acids. The transcript has 4 exons.